Acanthoscelides obtectus is the source of this 1794-nucleotide messenger RNA. Lineage: Eukaryota; Metazoa; Arthropoda; Insecta; Coleoptera; Chrysomelidae. The record is from the annotation of a GenBank genome assembly.
AGUAGUGGCCACGCUCGUAUAAUAUAACAUGCAAUGUGUUGCGCGUCGUGUUGCAACCAUACACGAAAGGUUCAACAUUUUUUAGAUACUUAUCUACUAGUCUAUAUCGUUCUUGCAAGAACUACUCAAGCUCGCCUCGUAUUCUCGAUUACAAGAUAGCCAUACGCUGCCAUCUUGUGGCGGGUUCCGUCACUACCAUAUGUCGGCUCUUCGAUUCACCAGAAACCACCUCAAAUGGCAACAGCUUAGUGAACUAAAUCGGUAGGAGAUGGCGCCCCGUCAAUUUUAUUGAUGUUUCUGUGUUACAAGUGUAUACGAGUGUUUUGUGGUUUCAAGUUAUUUGAAGUUUGAUGACAAGUUUGAGGUUAUUUUUGUUACAAUUAGCAACAAAUCUGCAAGAAUUACCGGCAAAAACAUCUUUAGAAGAAAAUCGUAACUGAUGCUCUAAGUAUAUAUAUAAUUUCUACCCAGCGCCAAAAUGACUUUCAUGAAUCUUGCACAAUACUUGCAAAUCACAGAUAGAAGUUGGAGAGGACAGGAUGGUCAGAAAGUAGCAUUGUUUUUGUCUUUGCGCCAUGAGCAUGCUAAAUAUCCGAACUAUCAAGUUGAACAUCCAGAAAAUCUGGUGGAGAAGUUUCUCAUUCCUGGCAUUGACGAGUUGGUUAUUCUUCACCUUAAAGUUUUAUAUUAUAUAGGAAAAGGCGAUUACAUGGAAGCAUAUCACCAUCAGAGCCAAAUGGUGCAGGUAUUCACCAAAUUAUUCCAAAGCCAAAAAGAAGAGAACUGGUCUUUACCUAUCAUGUAUACUGUUUGCACAGAUUUGAGGUUGGUUGCGCAAAGAGCAGAAAAAGAGAGAUAUGGAGCUAAUGAAAAGCCUGGAGAAAUUUUGGAAAAGGCUGCUGAAUGUCUCAUGGGCUGUUUUAGAGUUUGUGCUGCAGAUAAUCGCUCAGCAGAAGAAGAUACCAAAAGACUUGGAAUGUUGGCAUUAGUAAACCAGUUAUUUAAGGUUUAUUUUAGGAUAAACAAGCUGCAUUUAUGUAAGCCCCUCAUAAGAGCCAUAGAGUCUUCACCCUUCAAAGAAAAUUUUCCAUUAGGUCAGCAAGUUACAUAUAGAUACUUUGUUGGUAGAAAAUCAAUGUAUGACAGUGAUUAUAAAGCUGCAGAUGAAUACUUGACUUAUGCAUUUGAAAACUGUCACCGGGCAAGCAGAAAAAACAAAAGACUAAUCCUCAUUUACCUUGUUCCUGUCAAAAUGCUGCUAGGUUACAUCCCUAGCAAAAAAGUCCUUGAGAAAUAUGAUGUGCUGCAGUUCUGGGACCUAGUCCAAGCUGUCUGUCAAGGGAACCUGAAGCAGUUCGACCAACUCAUGUUGACACAUGAAUCGUUUUUCAUCCAGUGUGGCAUUUACUUAAUUGUGGACAAGCUGAAAAUCGUCGCUUACAGGAACUUGUUCAAGAAAGUCUAUUUGAUAUUGAACACUCAUCAAAUUCCAGUGGAAUCAUUGAUGAAUGCCUUGCAGUUUUUGGGGCAAGAUGUGGACUUGGAUGAAACACAGUGCAUUGUGGCGAAUUUGAUUUAUGAGGGCAAAAUUAAAGGCUAUAUCUCGCAUCAGCAUAGGAAGGUGGUGGUUAGCAAGCAGAAUCCUUUUCCUCCUUUGACUAGUCUCUCAUAAAGAGUGUCUAUGUGAAAAAUGUGAUGGUUUGCUGUUGUUUUGUUAGUAAUCCACUUUCUGAACAAUUAUGUAAUUAAAUAAGCUGUUUUUGUUAAAGUAAGGUAAUACAACUACUUUUUAUA